AUGUCGUCGGGUAGACAGAAGAAGGAGGGCGGGACGCAACGCCCCUCUGAGCCCCCAGCAGCAGCAGCAGAAGAAGAAGGAUGCCGCAGUGCCCUUCUUGUAGUCGGCACGUACCACUCGGUGAUGGCGGGGCUCGUCUUCCGCCGCAAGAAGUUUGAGAUGCUCUUCUCCAUCAAGCACCACGUGGGGUGCAUCAACAGCGUGGCGGUGGGCGAGCGCUACAUGGCCUCCGCCGGCACCGACGAGCGCGUGUUUCUCUUCACGAACAAAUGCCAGCAGCGCCUGACACCACGCGAGCGCGAGAAGCUGCGAGCGGCUGGUGCGUCGCUGGGCGUGCGCCUCGCCGACCUCGGCCACGUGUCGCCGCCCAGCGAGGUGCGCU
This is a messenger RNA of Trypanosoma grayi, 382 nucleotides long. Its product is annotated as protein MAK11. The record is from RefSeq and is a predicted model, not a curated record. The annotation marks the transcript as partial. Lineage: Eukaryota; Euglenozoa; Kinetoplastea; Trypanosomatida; Trypanosomatidae. The transcript has a single exon.